Messenger RNA from Leptinotarsa decemlineata (Colorado potato beetle), 1017 nucleotides. It is a transcript of the gene Iml1, whose product is annotated as GATOR complex protein Iml1. The record is from RefSeq and is a predicted model, not a curated record. Gene Ontology annotation, biological process: positive regulation of autophagy; intracellular signal transduction; negative regulation of TORC1 signaling. Gene Ontology annotation, molecular function: GTPase activator activity. Gene Ontology annotation, cellular component: GATOR1 complex; lysosomal membrane. Lineage: Eukaryota; Metazoa; Arthropoda; Insecta; Coleoptera; Chrysomelidae.
UUCUGAAAUAAUAAAGUUGCUACAGUUUAACUCUCUAUAUAUUACGGUUUCUUGAAUUCUGUUUUUUCAAGUAUUCAUUACAAUUUUUACAUUCCGACAUCUCUCAAAAGAUUUGUGUAAUAUACAUUUUAGCAGAUAUCAUUUCACUUGCGAUCGAUUAGAUCUUGACCUUAGUUGUUGCACAAAAAUAAUUUAGACAAAAGUCAUACUCAGGACUAUAUGUAUUUAUGUGUUAUGAGAUGGGGAUUUUACGACCCUAUCCUCUUCUGGUGUUCAAAUCCCACUUUCUGUUCCAUGGUCUUGGCGGGGAUCUACGGAAAUGCAGUCAAUGAUGUCCUGAUAGGAGUCGAUUGGAAAUCCCUAACGAUUUCCGCUUGCCUACCGAUCACCACCGAUUAUUUCCCCGACAGAAGGGCCCUCAACAUCGACUACGUUGUAUCCUUGUACAACCUUCUGCCUGACAGCGUAAACGCAGACUUUGCGCAACAGCACUCGACGUACAAGAGGCCUUUGACGACGGUGGAGGUGUUCAGAGAGCUCGUAUCGCAACGUUUGUCCCAAGGCUUCCAGUUGAUCCUAAUGGCGGAUCCCAACAUCGAUCUGAAUAACAUGAUGUCGGUUCCGAACCCGAAGAUGAGGGGUUCCGUUGUGAGUAAGAGGCAGACGGAGAACGACGAGAGUUACUUCUUGUCCAUUGGAAGGUUGUUUCACAUCAUAUCGUUGUCUGGGAAUACCAUUUCUGUGACGAGAUACCGACCAAGGCAUCCAUAUCCAGGUUUCAACUACCAAUAUCGCUACAGAUUUCACGCACCUUGGCAUGACACUUAUGAAGAGUCUUACGCCACAUUCACAACUGAAAAAUUAGAGCAUUACAACUGGAAUUAUCUAGAUCACUAUGUUUGUACAGGAGGCGAUACAGAAUUCGUUUUGGUGGAUGCACUGAAAUAUUGGCGUUACUGCAGCUAUGGCGAGUAUGUUGAAAAAUGCAAAGCUUGUCCUGAGGAACUUACAGUCUGA